CCGCUAGCUGGGCAGGUCAGGAGUGCAGUGUGCAGUCGUACAGUGGUUCAACAAAGGCACCGCGGCCCCGCUUAAGCAGUUUACGUUGUUCUCUAAUAUUAUGAGAAGGGAAGCUGAGAGGCUAGAGAGGCCACGUUUCUGUGUGUCUGCUGAAUUAUCUGAACUUUUGCCGCGCCGGUUCCGUGCACCAAGCCGGAAUCGCACACUGUGAGCACGGAAAAGCCGUUUAGUUCGCAGAGUACUGUGUACAACCGCUCGCUGUUCUAUUUGCUAGUGAACGACUGCGUGAAGUGAAUGUCUGAUCUGCUACUGUGAGCUUGACGGUGUAAGCUACUACUGAGAAUGGCAAACCUCGAUUGCCCUGCGUUGCCGAAGGGCUGGCGACGCGAGGAAGUUAUUCGUCGAGGUGGGCUGUCAGCUGGAAAAGUCGACGUCUACUACUACAGUCCUGGAGGAAAGAAGUUUCGCAGCAAGCCUCAGCUGGCACGCUUCUUGGGUGAUGCCAUUGACCUGAGCACGUUUGAUUUCCGCACGGGCAAGGUCAACUCUUUGCUGCUUCGCAAAAGCCGCAGGCAGCGAGGCACACAAUUUGACUACAGUCGAGGGAUACGCAAUGAUGCCUCUCUUGUGCCUCCUAUCAGGCAAACGGCCUCCAUCUUCAAGCAGCCAGUCACUGUGGUACGAUCACAGGAAGGCAAAGUGCGCUCAGAUUUUAAGCAUGGCCCUCCAGACAAACCAAAACAGCUCUUCUGGGAAAAGCGGUUACAAGGAUUGCAAGCAUGCGACCGGGAUCAAGAAGCCCUUCAGAGUUUUGAGCUUCCCAGGAACAUGAAAGGUGUGGGCCCCAAUGUCAGCCAGGAGACCCUUCUUCGGAGCAUAGCCACGGCUCUGCAUAUGAGUGCACAACCUGUCACUGGGCAGACCGGCGUACGUAGCGCACUCGACAAGCAUCCAGGCAUCUAUCUCAACCCGGACCAGCCUCUUGUUCAGGCCCUGAAUGUAACUGAUGAAGACAUCCGGCGCCAGGAAGAGCAGGUCCAUCAGGCCAGGAAGAAGCUGCAGGAGGCCCUGGCUGAUCUGCCACCCUAGCUGCAUGCUUAAGUUGCCAACAGUAAACAAUGGUGGCAAGGCUGCUAAUCUUGAUCCAUUUAUACCAGCAAGCUGUGGGAAAGGCGCACGAGCCAUCGUCAAAACAGAAUCAUUCUUUCAUAACUAAUAAACCUGCUAAAUUAAAGUGC
Rhipicephalus sanguineus (brown dog tick) is the source of this 1238-nucleotide messenger RNA. It is a transcript of the gene MBD-like, whose product is annotated as methyl-CpG-binding domain protein 2. Lineage: Eukaryota; Metazoa; Arthropoda; Arachnida; Ixodida; Ixodidae. The transcript has 6 exons. Gene Ontology annotation, molecular function: DNA binding. The coding region runs from base 343 to 1089 and encodes 248 amino acids. The record is from RefSeq and is a predicted model, not a curated record.